Molecule: messenger RNA, 2583 nt
Organism: Hippoglossus stenolepis (Pacific halibut)
Lineage: Eukaryota; Metazoa; Chordata; Actinopteri; Pleuronectiformes; Pleuronectidae
Gene: rnf11a
Product: ring finger protein 11a
Exons: 3
Coding region: 270-713 (147 amino acids)
Source: RefSeq, a predicted model, not a curated record
UCCGGUCUGUAUUUUGUUGUGUUUUUGUUUGGUUUUCUUCAACAAACAGAAAACGUCAACACGCGACAGCCACGUGGUUGUGUAGGUUCAUGCACUUUGUUCUAACGCCCACAGAUUCAGCCUCGGCGAGUCGCUUCUUCCCCCGAUGACAACAAACACCCAGCUAACUGCUAAGCUACGCUAACGCUGAGACGACAGCCAGUUAGCUUAGCUCCCCGCUGACACAGGAGAUAAAGCGUCGGGCUGCUUUUCAUGGUGCUCUCAGUUCAAUGGGGAACUGUCUGUUUAGCCAGGGAGCGGACGACCUGUCGCUGCUGAACGAGUCGGAGGGAGGCAGUCUGCCCGGGGAGCCUCCGCCGCCCUACGAGGAGCGCACCCAGCCGGGGCCAGUGUACCAUCCCAACCCAGGCGAGAGUCGUCUGGCCAGCCAGCUGACCGAGGAGGAGCAGAUCCGCAUCGCCCAGCGCAUCGGCCUCAUCCAGCACCUGCCCAGAGGCAUCUUCCACCUGGGCUCCGACCCCUCUGACAAGAAGGUUAAAGAGUGCGUGAUCUGCAUGUUGGAUUUUGAGUAUGCCGAUCCCAUCCGGUUCUUGCCCUGCCUUCACGUCUACCACGUGGACUGCAUUGAUCCCUGGCUGAUGCGCUCCUUCACCUGCCCCUCCUGCAUGGAGCCGGUAGACGCAGCCCUGCUGUCCUCAUAUGAAACCAACUGAGCGGCCCCCUUGUGGCUGCUCCUGCCUAAAAGUAACUGCACCUUUUAUUAGCCAAAACUGUCCUGUAGCUGUUCAGACAGGUUGCCAAGGCGAUGUGGCAUUAUGCAGAUGUGUGAAGGGCGUGUUAGGAUGCAGUCAGAUGGGGAAAACUGUGCCCUGCAGAUCAUUGCAUAGGUCUGACUCUUUGCCUUUAAAAGUCGGCCAAAGUGCCAAAUCAAGCUAGAUGAACAAUAUGAAAAGCUGUAACAGUAGCAAAACGUUAAUGCAAAGUAACUUCACUUUUUUAUGACUGUCAAUGCAUUUUUAAUCGGUGGAUUCUUAUUUUAAUUAAAUAUACAUCACCAAUGUCAUUGACUUCCCCCUUUCAAGACAUAAAGUGCAAUAUGUUCUAUCAAAGGAGAGAAUGCAGGAUGUUUGUCUCACACCAGAAUACGAAUGAGAAGAUGACUGGGAGUAAAUGAAAACAUGAAUGGAAGUUAAUGUGAUUUUCAAAUGUACCCAUGGCCUUGAAUGUAACUGAACACACAGGCCUCUCUACUGGAAUGUAAUCAGAAAAAAAACAUACAAAAAGUUUCUCUGAACAAAGAUAUGUUAAGAUAAAUCAUCCAUGAGCAUCAGCAUUUCAGCUUUUGAACUUGUUGUCUCAGUAUAACUGUAGCUUUGACUUUGAUGCUGCUUUUAUAGAUGUGAAUCUGUUUUGUUUGUUUUUUCCACAAUGUGGAUCCUGUCCCUUGUGCUUUGCCUCGGGUUUGUGCUUUUUGUUUUGUUAUAAAAAAAAAACGUUAGUUUUCAUAGUUUACUGUCAGUGACAUUUGCAAAGACUCGAUAUGCUGUGCAGUCCCUCUCAAAGCAUCUUGGGAUACCCCUCAUCCGCCAUAGAUUUUGUGUGUGUGUGCGUGUGCGUGUGCGCGUGUUUUUUAAGGGGAUGUGGGUAGAGAUCGGUGGCAUGUCAAGGUUUCUUUAUGAAUUUCAAUGGCAGUUAUAUAUAUGUUGAAGUUACCAAUUUUUUUCUGGUUUGAAGCUGCUGGAUUUAGUUUUGUGUCGAUGGCCUUCUUACAGCAGGUGAUGCAUUUUCAGAGCUCCCGGCUCCCGUAUCUAUCGGUAUCAGACGUGUGUCCUCUCUCUGAUACUAACUGCGUAAGGUAAAGCACAAACUAGUGAGCUGGUGAGAGAGAAAGACAGGGAUGUAUCCUGAAUGUGAACCUUUAUUUUUAAAGUUUUAGACAGUCAAAGUGACAAUAAGGGGAUAUGUCUGAUUUCCUCAGGCUGCUGUGCCUUUGAAGGUGGAGCUAAGCUAAUUCCAGUGAAGUACAAUCAUUUCUGACAUGACUGGUUUUUCAUUCCUCAGUCUGGAGACAGAUACCAGCACUGCACUGAUUAACAUCACUGUCAAACAGGUCGAGGGGGAAGCCACAAGUUGUGUCUGGCUGCCGUUAACAAUCAUUUUUGUGUUUUAAUUUAUAAUGUGUGCUACCAGCUCACAGGUUUUAGGGAAAACAUGAUCAAAGUGGAAACCAAACUUUUACACAAGGACAACGUGCUGUUUCUUAAAUAUGUAUUAAAGAGGAAAAGGUCACUGAGGAGAAAGAGAAUGGUUUCUUUUUAUUUGGCCAAAUCAUAUUUUCUUUUUACCUUAUUCGAAUGCCAGCAUGCAUUGAUUGUGACACAACAUAAUCACACAACAUGUGGAACACUGUGUAGUGACUCCAGCUACCACAGGUGAUCAAGAUUAGGGCUGUGACUUACCAUUCCCAACCUAUUGUACCAUUUUACUGUACAGUAAGAACUGGACAAAACUGUAUUUACAGAUCAAUCCUGGAUAUAAUGUUGUAUUUGACUCCAUGGGUAAUAAAGCUUAUCCUAAUACUGA